Molecule: messenger RNA, 2523 nt
Organism: Heterobasidion irregulare TC 32-1
Lineage: Eukaryota; Fungi; Basidiomycota; Agaricomycetes; Russulales; Bondarzewiaceae
Exons: 10
Coding region: 1-2370 (789 amino acids)
Cellular component (GO): membrane; microtubule; cytoplasm
Molecular function (GO): microtubule binding; GTP binding; GTPase activity
Source: RefSeq, a predicted model, not a curated record
AUGAUCCUAUACGACGUCUCAUCUACGCUCAAAAUGAUAGUAGACUCUUCAGACGAUGGCCACUCCAUCCCGCCGUCGGACUCGCAUACUGAAGAUACAUGUGAUAUGCUGAACUCUGCAUACGCUCACACACGCGAAUUUCUGGAUUUAAUCAAUCGUCUUCACAACACUGGUGUGCAAGGGGACAUCGACCUUCCGGUUAUCGCUGUUGUAGGCUCGCAAAGUGCGGGGAAGUCAUCCCUAAUCGAAGCCAUCUCAGGCAUCAGCCUGCCCCGAGCGAGCGGGACAUGCACUCGGUGUCCUACCGAAUGUCGUUUGGCAGGUUCAAAGGGGCCUUGGAAAUGUGUCGUCACCAUCCGCUUCAAUACGGAUGAGCGCGGCAUCCCCUUGGGUCAGCCGCGAAUCAUCCCGUUCGGAUCCACCAUUGUCGAAAAAACUGCCCUCGUUGAUCGUAUUUCUCGUGCUCAACAAGCCAUCUUAAAUCCUAAUCGAGAUUACAAUGAAUUUCUCGAGGGCAGACUCCAGGAUCUCGAGCGCAGUCGCCAAAUGUCGUUUUCACCCAACCUGGUCUGCCUCGAGAUUAGUGGGGAAGGCCUGCCUGAUCUUUCGUUCAUCGACUUGCCUGGCCUUAUUGCGAACGUCGGAACGAGUGGGAAUCAAACAGAUAUUUGUUUGGUUCAGGAGCUUGUCGAGUCGUAUAUCAGCAAACCUAGCUGCAUCAUUCUGCUAACCGUGACAAUGGAGACCGAGUUUGAGAAUCAGGCUGCACCAGGAUUAGCUCGUAGGCACGACCCCGCCGGAGAAAGGACGAUCGGUGUGUUGACAAAGCCGGAUCGUAUUCCUCAGACUGAGGAGAUGGGCUGGCUUCGUUAUCUUCGCGACGAGGUAGAGCCUCUUGAAAAUCAUUGGUAUUGCGUCAAGCAACCCGACUCUCAAUCUUUGAAUGCGGGGAUCACUCGGGAGAAAGCACGCAUAGAAGAACACACUUUCUUCAAAAAGACAUCUCCGUGGUCGUCCCUGGAGUGGCCUUUUUCUGGCCGUCUCCAGACUCGAAAUCUUGUCAGGAAUCUAGGCUCCAUCUUGUCGCAAUUGAUCUCCAAGAGGCUGCCAGAGCUCGACGAAGAACUUGGCGAUCUCAUAGAGGUGACGAAAGAAAGUCUCGAAGAGCUGCCCAAGCCGAUGUCUGAGGAUGCAGUCGGUGAUCUGCUCGACCUCCUGCAUCAAUUUGCGCGCGACAUAUCUGCGCAUGUUUCGGGCACGCCGGGUGAGGAUGGCUUGCUGCAGAGGUACCGCCCUGAGGUCACAAACUUCCGGCGAGAGAUUUUUGGCACUAUACCCGAUUUCCGCCCAUGGGUGAAGUCGCCCUUGUACGAGAACCAGAAAUCUUCUCUGCCUGACUUUCUCCUGGUUGAAGAACAAUCAUUCGACAUGGCUUCUGCAGCAAACCUUACUGCCAAAACUUCGAACGGAAAGAAGCUUGUGACCUCGAAGCACGAGGGUAUAUUUUUGGACGAAGUCAUGCGAAGGGCGCAGAAAUCUAUCACCCGCGAGCUGCCCGACAACUAUCCCUUUGUCACCACGCAACACUUUAUCGACGUGUUUGUUGCACAGUGGGCCAAGCCUACCAAACGAUUGGUCAAUGGUGUCAGCAAAACUAUCACAGGAUACAUCAUGGAGAUUAUCGAGGAGCACUUCGGUCAGUUCAAGCAUGGUGGAUUACAUCGGAAGAUCACUGGAAUCAUCACCAAACACAUCAAGUCAUGCACACUGAUGACCCUCGAGCGUACAGAUUGGUUGCUCGAGCUCGAGCGCGCUGCGCAGACUAGCAAUACGCGUCAUUACAGUGAAUACAAGGACAAAUUCCUCACUUACUAUAGAGCUCGACGCCAGGAAGCCAUGGGCAACAACAUCCUUGGUGAUCUCAGGAACAGGCCGUACAACCCGAACGCUGUGUAUGCGGCGUCGAUGGAAUUCCAAAGUGGGAUGUCCUUGGUCCUGUCCAACCUGAACAAGGUAGGGUUACCUGGCAUUCAGCCGACAGAUCUGGCGAGGCUGUUGCCUCCAGACCAGAAUGAGCCCGCGCUGCACAUCAUGGCCAGCGUUAGUGCUUAUUUCCAAGUCGCGUUCCAAAGAUUCGGCGACAAUAUCCCUCUUGCCAUUGACCAAGAGCUGGUCCGAGGUCUUGAAAACGGACUCGAGAAAGCACUUAGAGACGGUAUUGAUUUUGGAAGCCCCGAUGUGGUGGCCCGGUGCCAGAGCCUCCUUGAGGAACCUCCGGACGUGAUAUCCCGUCGUAAUGAGCUGAAGAAGAAGGUGGAGCGACUGGUGUCUGCUCGACAAGAGUUGUUCAAUGCGUGGAAUUUUGAGUAGGGAUGCGACCGAUCGUGAAGAUGUAUCGAUCAAUGCGAAGUGAUGGCGGGGAAACAUAUGCGGCCAUAACAAUAUCUAAAGUGAUGAUUGUGAUCGUCGAUGGUUGUCCACUCGAAGUCUCAAUAUGCCUAUGUUCUCCUUGACAGAAAGGUU